Molecule: messenger RNA, 2581 nt
Organism: Vitis riparia (riverbank grape)
Lineage: Eukaryota; Viridiplantae; Streptophyta; Magnoliopsida; Vitales; Vitaceae
Exons: 3
Coding region: 185-2281 (698 amino acids)
Molecular function (GO): zinc ion binding
Source: RefSeq, a predicted model, not a curated record
AUCACACUAGACAUCCGUGCACCCUCUCACCUCUCCUGCAUGUAAAGCAGAACCCUAAAGGCGGGAAAAUUUCGGAAAAUCUCCGACAGUCCUCAGAAAUUUCUUAAUUCAAACACCAUGAAUGAAAGGAGGCUCUAGGCCCGCCACCCAAGUUUACCCAUUUUCUUUCUCUUAUAGUAGGUAAAUGGAAAGUAAUAAGUCAAUAUAUUGCUAUCUUUAUUUUGGAGGGGAGAUCAUAAAGGCUGACGAUGGGUCCAUCAAUUAUAAAGGUGGAUGUACUAAUGGCAUAUGUAUUAAUCAAGGAAUCUCACAUGCUGAGUUUGUUUCUAAAGCAAGUAAGAAAGUCCAAAUUGACCCAUCUAGUCUGUCAUUUAAGUGCACCUUGAAGUUUGAUAAAUCUUUACUCCAGCCAUUGGAUGACGAUGAUGACAUAUAUAACAUGGUCCUCUUCAAUGACGGUUUCUCAAGAGUCUAUGUAUUUGAAGCUCAUAACGGAGGAGUAAAGCAAGGAGUAAUAGAUGAACAAAGCACUUCUGUUAAUGUGGAAAACAAUCAUUUUUCAUCGCCAUCAUCAUCAUCUCAAGGUGUAAAUGAUGAUAACACCAUUCAGAGACAUGAAGUUGUAUCAAGAUGCAUAGAGUUUGAAGCAAUUCCUCCAGUUUCAAGUACUCUUGGAAAGGCUAUAUCAGGUAGUGGGCAAAUUUUUACAAAUGCUGAUGAAUUCCGGAAUGCACUAUACCUUACCUCCUUAGCUGGACGAUUCAACUACAAGUUCAAGAGGAAUUCUUUAAAGCAGAUGACUGCAUGUUGCACAGCUGGUGGAUGUCCUUGGAAGAUAACUGCUCGUGGUGUUGGGGCUACCAAAAUUGUGAGAGUGCACACAUUUGAAAACAAACAUAAUCACUCUGCACAGGAGGAGUCUUCAUCAGUGCCUGCAUUACGACCAAAUAAAGCGGCACUUGUAAUUGAUGAUAUGAUAAGGGCUAACCCUGAUUACCUGCCCCGUCAAAUCUGUGAAGAUUUUGAAAGGCAACAUGGAGUGAAAUUGACCUACAAUCAAGCUUGGAAAUGUAAAGAGAAGGCGAAGGAGAGAAUAUUUGGUCUUCCACACAAUUCAUAUAAGUUGCUGCCCUGGUUAUGUAAGCAGUUAAUGGAAACUAAUUCUGGGACAAUUGCUGAAUGGACUUCCUCAGACGAAGGUAAUUUCAUGCAAUUGUUCAUUGCACAUGGAUUUUCUGUGCAUGGGUUUUUAAUGGGAUGCCGACCUAUCAUAUCCAUUAACUCAUCCAACUUGAGUGGGCCACACAAAGGUGCUUUGUUUUCAGCCUUGGCAUAUGAUGCUGAUGAUGACAUGUUUCCAUUAGCAUAUGCCAUUGUGAGUUCGGAAAAUUAUUAUAACUGGUUUUGGUUCUUACAGAGGCUAAAGCAGUUGGUUGGUGAAAUGGAGGUGGUCAUCAUUUCUGGAAGGCAUCAUGCGAUUAUUCGUAGUGUUGCAGAAGUUUUUGGAGUUGAAAACCAUGCAUAUUGUUAUCGUCAUCUAAAGGAGGACUUUAGCCACCAGUUGAUGAUGGGAAGGGAAGGUAAAGAUAACGCUCUAAAACUACUUGAUGCUGUUGCAUAUGCAAGGAUAGAAAUUGGUUACAACAGUGCAAUGGAGAACUUAAGGAGAUUUGAUGCUAACUUAGCCAAAUGGGUUGAAGAUAACAAUCCUGAACACUGGGCGAUGUCAAAGUUCCCUAAAAAGCGUUGGGACAAAAUGAAUACUAAUAUCUUUGGGUCAAUUAGUGCUUGGGUCAAAGAAGAACAACAUCACACAAUAUUUAGUUUCAUUGAGAAGCACAUGGAUAUGCUAGCCUCUUUGUUAGUUGAACGUAAAACCACAAUGCAGAGUUGGGAAAGAUCCAUUGGCCCAAAAACUGAGGAUAAACUCUUGCAUAACAUUGCCAAAAGCAAAACAUUUUCAGAUGGGAAGGCAAAGAUAAGCGUUGACUUGAGGCAGCAUACUUGCACUUGUUUGGCUUGGCAGAUGUCGGGCAUCCCAUGUGAGCAUGCAUGUGCAAUGAUACAGAAGAUGAACCAAGAUGUUUAUGAAUUUGUUGAUGAUUGGUAUCAUUUGUUCAAGCAGGAAAUGGUUUAUUCUGGCACUUUGCAUCCACUUGAGUUUCAGAAUCUGCCAACAGUUCAUUCAGAUGGAAAUGUGCAUGAUCCAAAUGGUUAUGUGCAUGUUUCUCUUGAUCCUCCUGUUACAAAACGUUGUCUUGGAAGACCUCGACGGCAAUGAAUCAGGCCAAAUUUAGAGAACAGAUAAUUGUACAUUGCUCUCAUUGCAACGGCAGUCGGAAUUGUGCUACCUGCAAUGAUCCAAAUAUCUGAUCUAAAUCUUUGUAUGAUUUGAUGUCCAGCUAUUGCAGACAUUUGAUCUAACCUUUUUUACAUAUUGUAUUUGGUUUUCCAAAAUUCUAUCUGGGUGUUAUUUGUAACCGAGUGUGUUAUGACCUUUUCAUUUUGUUAAGUUGCUCCUGAUUCUUAAUGCUCAAAUUGAUCAAAGAAUUAUGAAAUUAAUCUAUUAGUUGUUCUUCAA